AUGCAUCACAGUCGGAAUAGUGAGAGCUGCAACCUUAAGGAAGACCUUCAGGCCCCAAGAGAGGCACAGGGCCUGGUAGAUUUACAGGUUCCCAUAGUUGAAGAGGAAGAAGCCACCAGUACCAACACCUCAUUCUCCUCUCUCUCUCCUUUGACCCCUGGCACUCCAGAGGAUUUGCCUGCCCCUGGGGAAUUUAGUCUUUUUCUGAGUUUACAGAUAACCUACUACUCCUCAACUGCCAACACAGUCACUCUAUCAAGCCACCAAGAAGAGGAUCCAAGUACCUUGCAGACUCCACCAAAUCCUGAGUCCUUGUUCACUGAAGUGCUAAAAAAAGAGAUUAAAUGCUUAGUGUGGUACCUGAUUAUCAAGUAUGCCACAAAGGAGCCCAUCACAAAGGCAGAAAUGCUAGAGAGUGUCAUCAGAGAGCACAAGGAUCACUUCCCUGUGAUCUUCAAGAGAGCCUGUUUUUGCUUGGAGAUUCUCUUUGGCAUUAAGGUGAAGGAAGUGGACCCCACCAGCCAUUCCUACAUGCUCAUUAAAUUAUUAGACCUCACUGACGAUGGGAUGCUGAGUGAUGUCCAGGGCACGCCCAAGGCUGGCCUCCUGGUAUUCAUCUUGGGCAUAAUCUUCAUGCACAGACACCGUGCCUCAGAAGAGAGAAUCUGGGAAGUGCUGAAUAUGAUUGGGUUGCAUGCUGGGAAGAAUAAUUUCAUCUAUGGGGAGCCCAGGAAGCUCAUCACUGAAGAUCUAGUGCAGGAAAAGUACUUGGAAUACCAGCAGGUACCCAAUAGUGAUCCUCCAGGCUAUGAGUUCCUGUGGGGUCCAAGAGCCCAUGCUGAAACCACCAAGAUGAAAGUCCUGAAAUUUUUCACUGCAGCCACUGGGAAUGACCCCACUGCUCUCCCACACUUGUAUGAGGAUGCAUUGAGAGAUGAGAGAGAGAAAGCCCAGGCUGAAGUUUCCUCAGAUGAUACUAUUGCCACAGACGAUGGAAGUUCAAGUGUCCUGUCCAGCAGCUUCUCCUGCCCUGAGUGA
Messenger RNA from Myotis myotis, 1038 nucleotides. Its product is annotated as putative MAGE domain-containing protein MAGEA13P. Gene Ontology annotation, cellular component: nucleus. Lineage: Eukaryota; Metazoa; Chordata; Mammalia; Chiroptera; Vespertilionidae. Gene Ontology annotation, biological process: negative regulation of transcription by RNA polymerase II. The transcript has a single exon. Bases 1 to 1038 code for a protein of 345 amino acids. The record is from RefSeq and is a predicted model, not a curated record.